This is a messenger RNA of Hyalella azteca, 5567 nucleotides long. RefSeq lists its product as uncharacterized. The transcript is spliced from 17 exons. The record is from RefSeq and is a predicted model, not a curated record. Gene Ontology annotation, biological process: phosphatidylinositol dephosphorylation. NCBI's taxonomy places the organism in Eukaryota, Metazoa, Arthropoda, Malacostraca, Amphipoda, Hyalellidae. Bases 409 to 4557 code for a protein of 1382 amino acids. Gene Ontology annotation, molecular function: phosphatase activity.
CAAGUAAUGCUUCAGUAACUUUGAAUGGGUGGGAAUGUUUUAGGACUCUAAUCAAUGACAAAUUUUUUUGGAGGCUUGCACCAUUCAUGUAUGGGAUGUCUGAAUUUGCUCAAGAAUGCUUAAUAGAUUUAUUUUUGAUAGCUUCUAUCCAAUAUUAUUGCAUUCUGAAAUUCAAACAUUAGAUCAUUUUGAUGCAUUCUUAAGUUUUCUUUAAAGCUCACUUUUUACUCUUAUUUUUUUUUAACCCAAGUUUUUUAUGUUAAAUAACCCAGCCUGGUUGGGUAGGUGGGCAGCAACUCAGUGCAACCAAUGCUUGAUAUACCUAUCAUAGAGAUUAUUAAUUUACUAAAUUUUUGAGCCAGACUCUCAGAAAUAUUUAAAAGACAAUAAUUUUUUUCUUCAUUAUAAAUGGAUUCUCCACUCCGUAAGAGGAAAGAAACUUCCCAGUCCAUGCGAGAUGGACGAAGGAGCUCUGCGUGUCGACCUAACAAAGUUGGCUUAGCUCGUCUUGCCAAGACUCGAAGCCUCUCUAGCAGCACGGGCAACAUCUCAGAAUCAGAGAAUACCUUCUCUCAAUUUACUGGCAGCUCACAGAAUAAAGCUCCCAAACCUAAAGCUUGUGUGUUCACAAACCCUGCACUCCCUCCCUCCUCCCUCACCUUGGCCAAGACUGCUUGCACUUCUCACCGCAGCAAUGCCCAUGAUCCUCCAAUCAAACCUCCUCGUUCAAAUUUUAAAACUACUCCUGAGAUGCUCGCAACCAAAAAUGUCAUCAGUACAAAAGUUUUGAUUCCCACAAAUAAGUCACUGAGCUCAAAUUUUGUUUCCACUGAAACUGUAAUGGAAUCAGCAUCUUCGGAACAAAUGGUUUGUGGACAUGUGGAGCUUCAUCAGCACAAAGCAGGGGCUCAGCUAGAGUCUGGUUAUGCCAGUGAACAAAUAAAUGAUGCAACAUUUAGCGCUACUAUCAGUAAAAAUGAGAGAUCUGAAAAUUUUAGGAAAGAAAGUUCAUCCGUGAAAUUUUUUCUUGAAGAGCCAGACCCAAACUUGGUGUUCCCCAAGAUUUCAGGACAAAACUCAAGACUAAGCAAUGCUCCUUUGGCCAGUUUUGAUGAGAGUUUUGAUAUGGAGACAAGCAGUGAGAGCUACAGCAACUCUCACAGUAUAGCUUCACUGAGUGCAAAAGCUGCUAAGAAAACUUCCUUUGACAAGAUAAUUAAUGAAAACAAAUGUGAGAACAAGGACCAGCUGUCAUUUCCUGGUGUUCACAGCCUUGGGGAUUUAGUUGAUUAUGCUCAUCUCAACUGCAGUAGAGCUACAGAGUUGGAGUCAACUGGGUUGUUGAACCGACACAUCGGCAGCAUCCGACGUUUCCUGGGCCGCACAAGCAACAGCGCACAUGCUUCUCCAGACCGCCACUCUCCUGUCAUACGACUCAGCGAGUCAAAGGCUGACCACACUUCAGACUCCAGCAGGAGGCAGAGCAGCAGACGUCGACUGAGUGGGAGUUAUGCCACCGCCGCCCCCGGCUCAGCAAAAGAGCUCACAGUGCCCACUCAGCUGCUGCGCUCGAGCUCACUGAACAUGCUCAGUGAAGCCUUCUCUGCGGUACACAACCUCUGUGUGGUCCCUGCCAACGCCGGUACCGCGCUUGAAGAGGGAGGUCGCCACACGCCGGGCUCGGUGAGUCCAGCUCGGUCAUGCAGCCCCGUCCUGUCAUCUUCACCGCCUGCGUCAGGCAGUCCUGGCUCCCUCAAUGUGGCAAGUGGCGCCUCCCCUCAGAGUGGCACCUACCCUCAGAGUGGCCCCUACCCUCAGAGUGGCAGUUAUCGCAACAGUUCCACCAGGGCUGGGGCUAUUCCCCCCUCAAACAUGCCUGUUUCCUAUCCCCCAGUUCCUCUUCCACGCUCGCACUUCAACAAAGAUAAAUGCUCACCCAGGAAAGACAAAGCUUUUCUUGCAUCUAACUUGUGUGGUUCUGGGCUCAAUGGCAGGUUUAUUGUGUCCGAUAUUAAUGGUGAUCAACUGGUUUUGCUUCCUAAAUCUCCCUUAGCUUAUAACGAGUUUCCUGUUACUACUGGCCAAACUAAAUUUAAUUUUAGUGAGAAGAAAACUAAAUUACGCAAGAAGAAGAAAGGUCUUGGUGAGACUUUGCAACGGCUGCGAGGAGGCAGCGUUUCUCCAAGCAGUUCAGUUCACUCCAGCAGGGAGAACUCGUCCAGCGUGUCUCUGGACACAAGCUCCCCUCAGAGUGAGGCUGACAGCGCUGCCUCUGUCAGUCAGAAUAGCUCGAACAGCACUCCUUCUGCCUGCCAGAACAGCUCUGGCUCUACCUGCAACAGCACUCCGUCCAAGUCUGCCAGUCCUCUGAAGUCAGCCAGCUCGUCGUCGGCUAGUCUGCCAUUGCUGAUGGCCCAACUUGACCGCUGUGCCUGUACGCAGCCGAGCCCUUCGGUGUCAAGGAGCUUAGCUUUUCGUGACUCGCGUAGGCAUAUCAGCAGCACUGCGAAUACUCAGACGUGCGAGGCCUCGAUCAGCAUAUCGUCUUCUAAAGAACUGGCUUCAUCUGACCAAUCUUUAAGUUCAUCUGCAUGUGCAUCAGCUUCAAUUCAAAGUUCUCUAGUAUCUUCCAAUUCAUCGGGACGAGCGACUGUGGUGCAUAGGGCUUUAGGUUCUUCAUCUUCAGGGAACUCUCAGGAUUCUGUUAUGUCUUGUUUCAGCUCCGCACUCAACGACGAGAGCUCCAGAAGUUCGAGUCAUGAUAAUAAGUCAGAAAAAUCUAGUAUUAACGAUAUAACAUUUUCCCCGAAGCAUAGACCAAAGCCCGACACUGUCACGUCACCGGCAAAGAGACGCGCUGUACGUUGCAGCUCGUCUCCCCCGGUCACGGCACGAGAUCCUGUUACCUCCGACGCUCAGUCUGCCAAGCAUGGCAGCCUUUUAUCUCUUGAAGAUAACACCAAUGAAUGGGAAGUUAAGUUACGACCUAAAGAGUCACGACCCAAUCGCAAAGAUCGGGUCAACAGAAACAGAAAUGCUCAACUGUUUCUUCAUAAGAAAGUUAAUGGCAUCGCUCCCGAGCCCCAACCUGGUAUGGGUUCACCGCCCAGUACUGGUCAGCAAAGCAGCGCCGCCUUACCUGCGUCUGGCCAAGAAAUGCCUUCUGUACUGAGAAAUAAAAAGGCGGGCCUAGAGCGCACGGGUCGCCCGCAGUCCUGGGGCAGCGGUGGCGCGGCAUCUCUGCCAGGCGUGGCUGCCGCCAUAGGCACGAUGGUGGCCAGUACGAGCGGCACGAUCACCCCCAGCGACUCCCCCUGCCAGAGUCCCCUGCUGGUGAGCCCGUCUGGGUCGCUGGACCGUCUGGACCUGCAGGACGACCAGGAAGAAUAUGAGGAACCUGCCACCAGCUCUGCCACCGCCGCCAUCUUGGGUGCCAUCAACACCUCAGAGAUGCGCGCCAGGAGUUACCUGUAUGGAGGCCUGGACUUCCUCUUAGGGCCCCGGGAGCUGGACAGCGUCCUGCCAGACCGCGACAUCACCGUCUUCAUCGCCACCUGGAACAUGAACGGAAAGGAGCCCCCUGCCGCCCUGGACCACCUGCAGCUGGGACGGGAGCUGGCUGAGGUUCCUCACAUCUACGUCGUGGGCACGCAAGAGUCCGGCGUUGAGAGAAGAGCCUGGGAGGUUCGACUUCAGUCCUGCGUAGGUCAGCAACACGUGCUGCUCACGUCCGCAGCUCUCGGCAUCCUACAUCUGAACAUCUUCGUCAGGCGCGACCUCAUCUGGUUCUUCACAACUCCGGAGGAAGGCUAUCACAGCUUGCGUCCAGGCACAUAUUUUAAAACAAAAGGAGCCACCGCCAUUGCUUUCCAGUUUUUUGGUACGAAAUUCUUAUUCAUAAACUCGCACCUGUUUGCCCACGAGGAGAAAUGCGCGCAGCGCAUCCAGAACAUCAAGAACAUCUCGCACGCGCUCGACCUGCCGCGCACGCUACCCGUCAAACACAAGCACAAAGACGCGACGAAGCGCUUUGACUGCGUGUUCUGGCUGGGUGACCUGAACUUCCGUCUUGUCGCCAACCGCGACCACGUCCUCGAGAAGCUGAGUGGGGGCGUGCACGAGCCUGGCACGGUGCCCCACCUGCUGCAGUGGGACCAGCUCACCUGCGCCAGGAAGAAAGGGGAAACCUUGAUCGAUUUUGAGGAAGGCGAGAUCACCUUUGCUCCGACGUUUAAGUUCGACCCUGGCACUGACAGCUACGACUCAUCCAGCAAGCAGCGUGUGCCCUCCUACACUGACAGGAUUCUUUUCAAGUCGCCGAGGUCGUCCAUCAGCUGCCUGGAGUACGACAGUAGCCCCAUGUUCCGGUCUUCAGACCACAAGCCCGUCUGGGGUCUCUACCGCUGCAAGAUCAGACCUGGCAAAGACGACGUACCUCUGAACGCGGGCCAGUUCAACCGAGAGGUUUACGUAGAGGCGUUGAAACGGCGUCGCAAACUCCAGCAGCAGCUCAUGCGCAAAGGCGAGGACCCCGAGGGCGGCUGCUCCCUGCAGUGAGGUCUCCGACCUGCUCUUCUGCUGCUGGUUUCUGCCCGACGAUCUUCGGUUUCUUUCUCACCAUCUUCGGUUUGCUGGGGUGUGACACCAGGGUCAUGGUUCCCGAACGGGGUUAUAUUACCCCGUGGAGUUAUUGGUUGUUUGCCCAUUGUCAUGGUUGUCAAACGAGGUUAUAUUAUCCCAAAUGAGCUAACGUACAACGCAUAAUAUGAGGUAAUAAUGGGGGUAAUUCUCAAACGGGGUUAUAUCACCUGUAUGGGGUAAUGUCAGUCAGGAUAUGAGGUAUUUACCCAUUAAGUAAUCUACGUAGGACGGCUGCUCCGUGCAGUUAGGAUUCUUCUUGUCUCUUCUCACAACUUUUGUGGCUCGAGAUGUGCCGCUUGCAUCUGAAAUUUGUUUCGUCUUUGAAGUUAGUUUCGUGGUGUUUAAGGAACUUUGUUGUAUUUGAAGAUGGAAUGCCUGAUUUUGACUGCUCAUGUAUAGUUUAAGACAAAGAAAGUUGCAUAAUUGCUAGGAAUUCUUGAAGAUUCUAAAAGUACAUUUGUAUGAAUUUGCUCAUAAUGGAAUUGUUUUGCUCGUAAAACCAAUGUUACGUUGGGACUUGUUGUGAGGCCGAGGUUUUUAUGUCUUGAUAUGUUGAAGUCAUGUCGCAAAUAAUGAAUACGUCGUAACGUGUGAAGUCCCAAAUGUCCACUUAAUAUUUAUUUCUCUCUUGUUUUGCACUAUAUGAUUCAUCUGCUCAAAUCUUUUGCUGAAGCGUUUUGAAUUCCUACCUGGUAUUUUUCCCUGUACGAAACAUUUCCCAGCAGUUGUCGAAACUAAAAGUUUUUAUUUGAUGCCGUUCGUGCAGCAUAAAUGUACCAAUCCAAGUCUUGAUGCAAGCUUAUUGUGUGUGAAUGGUCGAUAUCAACGACAUCUCCGAUUAUUAUUAGUAAGCGAAUGGCCAAAAAUAAUCACUUUGACUUACAGGCUCAUGAUUUUGUGACGUUAAUAAACGUGUUCAAGUGUAU